Molecule: messenger RNA, 2598 nt
Organism: Rotaria sp. Silwood2
Lineage: Eukaryota; Metazoa; Rotifera; Eurotatoria; Philodinida; Philodinidae
Source: the annotation of a GenBank genome assembly
AUGUUGGAAACAAGUAAUAAUUCACAAAUUGAACGUAAUAUUCAUAAUGUUUUACGUAAAAAUUUUCUUGAACAACGAUCAAUAACAUGGAAACCAAUUAAAGUUGAAUUACUUGUUAAUACACAAUUAACAGAUGAGUUUUUCGCUGUGCGAAAAAAAUUUGAAAAAGUCGCUGCUGGUAAUCGUUGUGAGUUUGAAGAACGCUAUGCUUUUUUAAUAGAAAAUGAUGCACAAAUUCUUGAUAUAUGUCACAAUGGUUAUCAUUGCAUGGAAACUUCUUUCAAUGUUCUAGGACAUAGUAAAUAUGGUAUAUACGUUUGCAAAUAUGUCGAUGUAUGUAUUCGACAUGCAAGUGUUCGUCGAACAUGGGAAGGUAAUGUAGUAAUCAAAAUGAUUGUUUUCAAGAUUGUGGAAGGAAAACAAACAGCAGCUCUUGUGAGAAAAGGAUCAAAAUUACAACCAAUUGCACCAACACCUCAAUUUACAAGUCAUUGUUCAGUAAUUACACCAAAAGAAACUGAUGAUCUUGAAAAACAAUUUGAUCAAUCACAAAUAUUUCUUUAUGAGUUCGAAGGUCGAGAAACAAUCAAACGACCUCAUCAUUGUCUACCUUAUGCAAUUGUUAGUCUUAUUCAAGAUGGAAGCCAGUGGCCAACAAAUUUUGAUGAUCUAGAUACAGAACCAGAUAUAUUAGAAACAGAUACAUUACGAGUCAUUGCACAAACAGACGAUCCAUUAUUACAAAAUAAAUUAAAGGAAAAUGUUCAAUUAGCUGAAGCAGCUACACGUGCUCUUGAACAUAUUUAUGAAGAAGAACCACCACCAGCAUCAAUAGUAGAAUAUAUACAUUCACCAAAAACGAAUUCGGAAACAAUUUCUACAACAGCAAUAUCAGAUAAUACAUCUACUUCUAUUACUAAUGGAACAGAACUAUCAUCAUCAUCACCGACAGCAUCUAAUGGGAAUCGAUCGACAACAUCAUCACCAGCUACAGGAAUAUCGACAAAUAAUAACGAAGCUCCAUUGAAUUUUACAGCUCCACCGCCACCGCCACCUCCACCUUCAACAUCUUCGACAUCAACAAGUCCAAGUACUAUAGUACCGGCUACAGCUGUAGCUACUACUCUACCAUUAGCUCAUUCAGCUACAGCUAUUCAAGCUGCAUAUCGACAAACUAGUCUACUUGGUGCAAUGCCAUCUGCAGCGGCAAUGCGAGCAUCAUCAGGUGUUUUAUAUGCUACAUCAGGUGGUCUUGCUAAUGGUCUUACUGGGCAAGUAAUCUAUGGUGGUCUUUCAUUAGACGCUCUUCGUGGUUAUCAAACAGCAGCUACUACAACUCCAUUUGCAUUUGCUACGCAUGCUGGUCAAACAAUGCAACAGCCAGCACUUUAUGCUGCUCAAUUACAAGCCAUUGUUCAACAGCAACAAGCGGCUCAAUUAGCUGCAGCUACUGCUGCAACUCAACAACAGCAAAAUUUAUUUAAUGGCAUACCUGCUGGUUAUACAUUAGUACGUACAGCUGGUGGUGGUUAUGCUUUGCUUGCUCAAAGUCCACCAGCAACUACUGCAGCAAUGCAAUCACAAGCACAAUUUGCACAACAACAACAGCAACAACAACAAUAUAUUUCUUUUAAUGCAGCUGGUCAACCAACAGCAACUACAGCACGACUUCCAGUUUCUAUGGUUGGCGGCCAAUCACAAUCAAUCAUUUAUCAAUAUGCUGGACAACCAACAAUACAGGCAACUCCAACACAAUAUAUUCAACUACCAGCUAAUUAUGCACAACAACAAGGCUUAUCAGCGAAUGCUGUUAUGCAAACAACAAAUUCAGCUGCUGCACAAGCUUACAUAACUCAAGCACCAACUCAUUAUAUGAGUGCACCACACUCAGCUAAUACAAAUAAUGCAAAUGGUUCGUCAACAAAUUCGACUUCGGUUGUUUCAUCAUCAGGCGUCAUUCAAUCACAACCAACAUCAACCGUUAUUUCACCGCAAAAACAAAGUGCAGCAACAGCUACAGCUGCUGCUAUUCAACAACAGCAACAAUAUCAACAUGCAUAUCAUCCACAACAACAACCAUCUGCUAAUGGUGCUUCUGCAAAUAAUAUUUAUUAUGCUGCUAUGGCUCAAGCAUCAGCUCAGCAACAACAACAACAACAACAACUCAAUUUAAUGGCUCAGAUGCAAUAUGCUACUCAACAAGCUGUACCACAACAAAUGUAUUAUACAUCAACCGGUGCUCAAGCUAUUUAUCAAGCAGGUGGUCAAAGUUACGUUCUUGCACAAGCAGCUCCAACUCCAGGAUCAGUCACUACUACAGGUGCUCCAGUUAUGUAUUCAGCAGGUCCUACUUUACAUAAUGGUACAACUCAACAACAUCCAUCUCACUCUCAACAACAAAUAGCCUAUCAAAUUACUGCUGCUAGUGGACAACCGACGGCUGCUGCUUAUCAAAUGAUUAAACCAACAUCAAAUCCAAAUGUUUCUGCACAACAACAAUCAACAGGUGCUGCUGGUGUUGUUGCUCAACAACCUGCCCAACUUGUACAACGUUCAAAUGUAAUACCACAAGUCAGACAUCAUCCAUAUAGAAGUUAA